Molecule: messenger RNA, 1263 nt
Organism: Phytophthora sojae
Lineage: Eukaryota; Oomycota; Peronosporomycetes; Peronosporales; Peronosporaceae
Exons: 2
Coding region: 1-1263 (420 amino acids)
Biological process (GO): transmembrane transport
Source: RefSeq, a predicted model, not a curated record
AUGGUAGGAGCGCUAGCGUCUGCAAGUGCCAUUCCGUCGGCGAACGGAGGUCUUUUUGAGCUCUUGCACUUGAUCGCCCAGGGGCAAUUCAUCACGCUUCUUGGCUCGCUUAACCUGGAGGGCGUUCCUGUGUUCUUCGUCGAGUUCUGUGCGAAGUUUAGCUGGACAAACCUUCAGAUUUUCCCUUCAAGCUCGUUGGCGGAGUCCUCGAGCCGCGCAACAAUGAGGCAGCGCCUGCUGUCAAGCGGUGGGACGGACUCGAGUUUGGGCGGUGUGAGUCGAUACGCCAACACGCUUGGCGUGAACCCGGACUACCUGUUCUACUACACAUUACUGGCCUUGCUGGUGGUGUGCGGGCUGCUGAUAGCGCUCUAUUUUGCAGCUCGGUUGGCACUGCGAGUGUUCAAGAAGGAGAGCACCCCGCUGGCUCAAAUGCUGGACGACCGCACCGUGUGGGUGAGCAUCCAGUUGCUGCUGCUGCUCCAGUACUCGUUGGCCAUGACGGCGUGCUUUCAGAUCUCGUACUCGGUUCGGGACAAGCGGGCCACCGGGGGCUUGAUCUUGGCUCUUGUCGUGCUCGCCACCUCCUGCUUCGGGUUGGCAGCGUUCGGCGUGUUCGUACUCACUCGCUACGUGAACGAGCUGGCCGAUCACGGGACGGAAGAGCACGAGAAGAAGCCGUUCAACCACCGCUACGGCUCCUUCUACCAGGACUUCACCACGGAGAACCGCUACUUCUUCGUGGCCAAAAUGGCGCUGGACGUCGCCUCCGGAGCGGUGGUCGGCGCGGGGAGCGACCCGAUGGUGCAGCUCGGUCUGCUCGUGGCUUUCAACGCCGUGUUCAUCGUCGCUACAGUCGUGCGACGCCCUUACUUGCUUCGCGUGUUCUACGUGAUCGGGCUGCUAACCGCGUACUUGCGCGUCCGGGUGCGCGAUUUGAUCUCCCAGAUCAUCAUCUGCGUGAACGCUCUCGUGUUGCUCUGUCUGUUCGCGCGCGUGGGCUACGUGGCGGUGAAGGCGCUGACCAAGUGGCUCCAGAGCAGGAAGGAGGCGCGCCCCACCAGCAACGAGAGCGUCAACUCGGAAGACCUGCUCACCGUUGAAGGUGGCGUCGCCGCCCGCGUCUCCUCUCUACGGCGCCAGCCGCAAUCCCCACCCGCAGACGACACUCCGCCUAGCGCGCAGGCUUACCACCAAACAACCGACACUUUCGCCUCGAGCUACUGGGACCGCGCGAGACGCAGCGACGCGCGAAUCGUAUAA